UCACGGUCAACGGCAUGCUGAGCCCCCCGCCCGGCAGCCAGAGCCUGGUCCACCCGGGCUUGGUGAGGGGCGACACGCCGGAGCUGGGCGACCACCCGGGCCAUCAUCACCACCACCAUCACCACCCGCACCCGCACCCGCACCACGGAGGCGGCGGCGGCGGCGGCGGGCUCAACAGCCACGACCCGCACUCGGACGAGGACACGCCGACUUCCGACGACCUGGAGCAAUUCGCCAAGCAGUUCAAGCAGCGCCGGAUCAAGCUGGGCUUCACGCAGGCCGACGUGGGCUUGGCCCUGGGCACUUUGUACGGCAACGUGUUCUCGCAGACCACCAUCUGCCGGUUCGAGGCUCUGCAGCUGAGCUUCAAGAACAUGUGCAAGCUCAAGCCCCUGUUGAACAAAUGGCUGGAGGAAGCCGACUCUUCCACGGGCAGCCCCACCAGCAUCGACAAGAUCGCGGCGCAAGGCAGGAAGAGGAAGAAGCGGACCUCCAUCGAGGUGAGUGUCAAGGGGGCCUUGGAAAGCCACUUUCUGAAAUGCCCCAAGCCCUCCGCCCAGGAGAUUACGAACCUAGCGGACAGCCUGCAGCUGGAAAAAGAGGUGGUCAGGGUUUGGUUUUGCAAUCGGAGGCAGAAAGAGAAACGGAUGACCCCCCCGGGAAUCCAGCAGCAGACACCCGACGAUGUCUACUCCCAGGUCGGCAACGUGAACUCCGACACGCCGCCCCCACACCACGGACUCCAGACGAGCGUGCAGUGAGCAGGCAGGCAGGCAGGCAUCGUCGCGAAAGUGAGAGGGAUUCUUGAGGCGAAGAAGGGACAGGAAGAGAGGGUGAGGCAGAAAGAGCGAAGGGGAAAAGGAGGGAGAAAGCGGGGGGAGAGAAGCGAGUAAAGCAGCGGUGGGCACAGGGGGUUGAGGGAGGGAUGGGGAAUACACAGACCAUAACAUAAAACGCACACACUUGCAGUCCAAACACAAACUCGCAGGCUUUCUUUCCCUUUUUUUGAAAAAAAAAUAUGUGUCUGGACAACUGGGAGUUGGCCAUCCGGACGACUAAAAUUCUACCUUGCAGAGCAUUGUUGAAACCCAAAGACAUCCUUUCCUUAACAGCCUAAGAACAAUAACAAAAAAACCCCUAAAUUAUGCCCUGCUAUUGUUGCUGCAGUGAGAGCGCCUACUUCUACACUGUGCGCUGGCUUUCCCUCCCUCCCCCUCUCUCUUUCUCUCUCUGUGUGUCUUUGGUCCAUCCUCAUUCCCUAGCUUCACGCCUUCCACCACCACCCCCCAUGCGCGCGCGCGCACACACACACACAAACACACACACAUACACACACACACACACGUCCUUUUAAAGGACUGCUUUACAAGAUUUCAUCGAAAGGAACUUUCUGUCUAACUGUCUUAGCUCCACACAUGUAGGCACACGCAGGCUUUUCUCCUCCUCCUCCUCCUUCUAAUCGUAAGGUCCAAGAGGGAAGGAGGAAGGUGAGGGGCAAAAUCUCCCUGGAUGAUACUCAUUGUAUUCUAGAACAAUGUAGUUUUUCCUUGACCAAACUGCAUUAUUUCGAUAAUGCCAAGACAGGAGCCCCUUUUAAAAGAAUAGGAAAAAUAAUAAUCUGCAUAAUGGAGAGGGUCACCUUCUCUACGUAGGGGAGAGAGAAAGAAAAUAAGGCAGGCAUCUCUUUAAAAAAAAGUCAAGCUGGUUGGAUAGGAAAGCAAAAUUAUAUGCGAGGAGAAAAAAGAAAGAGGGAGGAGGGGAUAAAGAGAGGGGGAAAGAUGAAAGAAACAACGAAAGAAAGACUCGCAAAUUGAAAACUCACCCUGAAAAGAAAGAGGGUAGAGGGAGGGACUCCUACCAGCGA
This is a messenger RNA of Pogona vitticeps (central bearded dragon), 1864 nucleotides long. The record is from RefSeq and is a predicted model, not a curated record. Lineage: Eukaryota; Metazoa; Chordata; Lepidosauria; Squamata; Agamidae.